Messenger RNA from Marmota monax (woodchuck), 810 nucleotides. It is a transcript of the gene Tas2r60, whose product is annotated as taste 2 receptor member 60. NCBI's taxonomy places the organism in Eukaryota, Metazoa, Chordata, Mammalia, Rodentia, Sciuridae. Gene Ontology annotation, cellular component: membrane. The record is from RefSeq and is a predicted model, not a curated record. Gene Ontology annotation, biological process: G protein-coupled receptor signaling pathway; sensory perception of taste; detection of chemical stimulus involved in sensory perception of bitter taste. Gene Ontology annotation, molecular function: G protein-coupled receptor activity; bitter taste receptor activity.
AUGACUGGAGAUCAAAUGGUUCCAAAGGGUAUGGUGACCCAUAGGGAAGUCAUCAUCAUCGUUAUUAUUUUCUUCCUUCUGCGCCUGGUGGUGGUGAUGGGCAACGGGUUCAUCACUGCACUACUGGGAAUCAGUUGGUUGCUAUGGAGAACACUGUUGCCUUAUGAUAGGUUAUUGGUCAGCCUAGGGGCCUAGCUCAGUCUCUUCUAUUGUGUGAAGAUUGCAACCUUUACCCAUCCUGCCUUCCUCUGGCUAAAGUGCAAGGUGCCUGAGUGGGUACCACGGAUGCUGUUCAGCUCUCUGGGACUCUCGGGCUUGAGCAGCUUUCUAUUUUUCAUAGGCGACUGAGAAAUAAAUGAUAACAAUUUAAGGAGCAAGUGGCAGUCUCGGAGCAUCUCUGGGAAGAGCAUAAGAAGCUCACAUGAGAAAUUCUACUUCAUCUCCAUAAAAACGGCUACUUGGACAAUCCCUACUGCUAUCUUUCUGGUUAUCUUUUACACCUAUUUCCAUGGUUUGCUUCUGACGUCCCUGGGGAGACACACGAGGAAGACCCUGUUGACCCUGUCAGGAUUUCAAGAUGUCUGAGCGCAGGCUCACAUCAAAGCUCUCCUUUCCUUUGCUGUUCUCUUCAUCUAUUGCUUCCUGUCCCUGGUGCUCAGUUUAGCUGGUAGUUUUCCAUUUCAGGAACUGAGGUACUGGGUCUGGCAGGUGGUGAUUUCUCUGUGGGGGGCAGUCCACCCCCUUGUCCUCCUCUUCCUCUCCCAGUCUCUUCAUAGGCCCCUCCACUCUUCAUCUGAAUCUGUUACUUAA